Molecule: messenger RNA, 7671 nt
Organism: Porites evermanni
Lineage: Eukaryota; Metazoa; Cnidaria; Anthozoa; Scleractinia; Poritidae
Source: the annotation of a GenBank genome assembly
AUGUCUUCAGGAGAAAUAUCUAAAGAAAGUGAGAAGAAAACUUUGAAAUUGCCGCUGGUCGGAGAAGCAAGUGUUUCUGCUUUUGAGGAAGAAACGCCGGUUCUUUCAGGAUUUUCUCUACAAGAUCCUGCAAAAGUUACUCGAACUGGUUCAACUAGCUCGGAAAGUUCCUGGACAGAAAAGUUGCUUAAUUCGUUGAAGUUUAGAAAUCCAGGACCGAUGCUUAAAGACUUUAACCCAGACACAAGCAGACGAGAAAUGAGGAAACUAAAACGGCUGGAUAUGAAAGAUAAGCACAAGGGGAACCGGAGCGACCCCACGAGCCGAACAAGAAGAAGACAGCAGCGACAACGAAAGCGACCACAGAAACAGACAUUUCAUGAUCGAUCAGGCGUUCGAAUGUCUGACGGCAGAGAUGUUUGUGAUUGUCAGGAUACAGACUGCCCGGGAUGUCAUUUCCCGUGUCCCUCGUGUGGAUCAGAAAAAUGCGGCAUUGAAUGCCGCUGUGAUCGCCAGUGGACUUAUUUGAAGGACAUAGAAGUCGAAAAUCCGCUGCCCAGUGUGUCUCGUAGAUUAGCAAAUCGAUAAAUGACUUGAAUGAGUAGAUAUUAUAAAGUAUUUAAAACAAAAAGUAGCGAUCACGGAGCGAGCUACUGUCGCGUACGCGCGUGUCAAUCCCGCGUGAAAGAAAGAAUGACACACGACUCACUAAUCCCUUGGCAAAGAGUACUGGCAAUCUAAUUACUUAGAAAUUCUGUGUAUAGAUUAACAUUUUGCUAUGUUGUAAGAAAAUAACAUAGAGAUAUACUAAAUUAUUUAUUUAUUUACCAGCUUUUCUGGACACAGGCUGUGCAUGAACGGGACUCAGGUCCCAUGCGAGGUGCCAUCCCUACCCAAUCCCACAACCCGUAAAGGUUGGCCACACCACUGGGGUCUACGACUCCUACUCUUUUCGAAUAGUGAUGUGGGUUCUUUUAUGUCCCACGAGAACAAAUCAGUGAAAGUGCUGUGAGACAGGACCUACGGUUUUUCGUCCUUAUCCAAGAAGACUAGAAAGUCUAACCAUUUGCAAAUAUCAUUACAAAGGCAGGACUUUCUUCUCAGUUAUUUAAAGACCCUGAGUGUUGGUCCGGCCGGGGUUUGAACCUGUGCCCUCCCGCUCUCCCAACUGAGCUAAUCAGGCGGCGGUUAAAUGACAGUGCUCUACUAAGAAUACACCAUUUAUGUAGCAGCCAGUUACAAGAGUCCUGACAGACAAAUUGACAGUAAAUUACUGCAUUAGAAAGAAUGCAUUAAGAAGAAAAAUUGUAGAGGACUUUUAAUUUAUUGUAUGCUCCGCGAUUUUUAAACAUUUCUUUCUCAAUUCCUGGAAUGGAAAAUUUCAAACCCAAAAAAAAUCACUCAAUUAUGCCUCUUAACCUUAACCCCAAACUGCCCCUCUCCCUUACUGUGGGUAUUUAACAAUAAAAAUUACAUUUAGCACACAAGUUCUAUUAAUUUUUUUACAAGAACUGAAUGAAUCCUCACGUGCUGAUUGGUCCAGAGCUAUGGUCUAUGAGAGUAUAGCGCACUAAUGACGCAUCAUGUCACGCAGUGCAGCUUCUUUGUUUUUGGUUUUUCGUAAAAAAAAAAACGUUAUUGUAAAAAACAAAUCGAUCACAAUUUUCCAUGGUCUGCACUCUUAUAGACUAUAGAAAUGAUGCCAUAAAUGUUCAAAAUUUUGCAGUGAAACCACUCGCCUGCAGCCCGUGGAUCCACUUAAGUUUUUGAACAUUUUAUGACGUCCUUUCUGUGGUCUAUAAGAGUGUAGACCGUGGAAAAUUGUGGUCGAUUUAUUAAGAGGACGCUGUAACCGUCUGUGGCUAGAGAAAACUCUACAUUUUUCAUUUGGCCAUUUACGAUUUGAGCCACGAAGUGAUGAAACUAUGGCCGUGGUAUCUUCUUCCUUACUUACUUUACUGUAAGACCGUGACAUCAGCCCCGAGAAUCAAUAUUCAUACUUUUUUUCUUAUUUCCCUGACAUAAAUGAGAUUUAUCUCGCAAGGAGCCGCGCGCAUCUCACGCGUGGAUCGGGCUGCGUGAUUCUCGGUAAACGAAAAAGGCCUGGCCACCAAGGCCACCAAGGCCAUCAGACUGAGCGCAUGCUCAUUUCGUUCUCUAUCGCUUCGAUCGCCAUCUUGGAGAAUAAAAGUGAGUGUUGUCUUUGCAAUCCACAAGAUUUUUUAGCCAUCGAGUUGUCAGCCUUUGAUGUCUAAGUCAAAAAUAAAUGCUGAAACUGUAUUCUAUCUAAAAUUUUCCAUAUUUUUGUUUUUACCAUAAUAGUAAGCCUUUAUUUAGCUUGUUACGUAGGGACACUUGUCUUCAAGCACAUAGAGGACUAUUUUCUUGUUUUUAUUUAAACUCUGUUAGGUAAAGUUGCAGCAGUAAAAAUUCUUAGGAAUAAUUUGCUACUUCUGCUUUUGUGCACGAGUUUAAGUCAUGUCUUGAGGUGUUUCGAGUCGCAAUAAUCGUUUAUACAGCGACUGUUUGCCCUUUGUAGGAUGUUGAUUCCCAAGAAAAACAAGGUUCAAAUAUACGAAUACCUCUUUAAAGAGGGUGUUGCAGUGGCGAAAAAGGACUUCAACAACCCAAAACAUCCCGAUAUCGAGGCUGUUCCAAAUCUUCAAGUUAUAAAGGCUAUGCAGGUACAUAAGCUCAAGCUUAAACCUUCUACACAUAGAUGAAUACUUAUGAAAUAAAAUGUUAUAAAACUGCAUUCUGGACUACUGUCAUGCCUUUUUACAGGGAUAGGUUACCUAAAAGUCUCUGCCAGAUAACUAGGUCUGUCCCUUUGUUGUAUAAAGUAAAAAUAAAAUAAAGACCAUUAUUGUAAUGAAGAUGAAAAAGUUAAGCUCAAGGCUGGAAAAAAGUGCCAAUACUGUUUCUUAAUUUCCCCAAAAUGUACGGAGAAAGUGUUAAGGGUAUUACUGUCAUAUCAAGAAAACUGUGAACACCUGAAAUAUUUCAGGAAUGUUUAUUUUGUUAUGACCAAUCCAGACUGUUCAAGGUUUUGAGUAUGUUCAGUUGGGAUGUUUUUUCAUCACCAACAAAUCAAGCAAGCACCAAAGGGAUGAACCACUAGUGGGGUGUGGGGGCAUGCUCCCUCAAAAGUGUUGAUGCUCUGAAAUGCCAUUUCUAGUGUUCUGAGAGGACAAUUUCUGUCUAAAAUGUUUGCUUAAUAUUUUUGAUUGUCAUUUUUGUGCUGUUUCUAUUUGCCUGGCUUUUUGUACAAGUACUUGAUAAAUUAUUAUUUUAUGUUCCGUGCUGCAUCUUAAAGUUUGUUGGAUAUCAGUUUCAGUUAAGUAUUCUCUGUUACGCAUUCUUGAAUAAGUAUCAUGAGUAUUCAUUUGAAAAAUUAAUAUAAGAACAGAUGUCAAAAUAUAAAAACACAAUAACAUUCCAUUCAGUUUUCUGAGUUGUACCAUAAGUGUGUGCUUACGUUUCUAUUGACUCUCUUGCUUUCUCAGUCACUAAGGUCUCGUGGAUAUGUCACGGAGAAGUUUGCCUGGCAGCAUUUCUACUGGUACCUCACAAAUGAUGGUAUGCACUUACCCUUCAUAUGAAGCAGUUUUAAGUUCUGUUGUUGUUGUUUUUGCAUGUUAUUCAUGGUCUUUCUCUUGAUUUAAGGUAUCACAUAUCUCAGAGAUUACCUUCAUCUCCCCCCUGAGAUUGUUCCAGCUACCCUUCGCCGACAGGCCAGGACAGAGACCUCUAGACCCAGACCUAAAGGUACUCUCUUUUAACCCUUUAAACCCUAAGAUCAAAAUUUGAAUUUUUAUUUGUUGUCCCUAUUCAUUUCCUACAGAAGUAGUGGGGAGAAGGUGAUAAAAUAUCUAGCAAUUUCAUCUUCUGAGAUCAUGUCUGUAUUUCUCAUGACCUCUUUGAUAUUACGGAGAGAAAUUUGAUGCUGAUCACUCUUGGGGUUUAAUGAGUUAAAAACAUUUUAUAAUCAUCUGAAUUUUCGGGAUCACCUGAUUAGUUUCUGUGUUGAGACAGCCAAGAUGAUCAUUUGUAAACAGAUUUGAUACAAUGUUUGACAUUGGAGUAUAUUUCAUUUUUAUUCCAACCCCGUCCCUCUUCCCCCCCCCCUCCUCCUCCCCCUUAAAAAAUCCACUGUCUCUUACUGUACUAAUGAUCUAGUAAAAACUAUUUUGUUGGGGGGCAGAAGUAGAACAGUGGAUCAAUCGCAUUCCUUUUUCCUUAUGCCAACAAUAUGGUUUUCACAAGAUCAUAAGUGGGAUGGAAACUCUUUUCACUUCUAUUCUGACUCUGUUGUAAUUGGAAAUGAGCUUUAACACUUCUUUCACAGUACUACACUGUACAAAGUGGUAUCAUUCACCGCUUUCAGAGAGCUAGGGUGGCGCAGUGUUGAGACCGCUCUCUUCCCACCAAUGUGGCCUGGGUUCAAACCCCAGUGUCGAUGCCUCAUGCAGGUGGAGUUUGCCAUUGGUUCUGUCCUUGCUGUAAGAAGUUUUUUCUCCAGGCACUCUGGUUUUCCCUUCUCAAAAACUAGUAUUUCCAAAUCUCUAUUCAACCAGGAAUGGUAGGCGAAGAACCACUUUGUGGAUUUUCUAUCUCUAAAUCAUUAUCUGUUUCUUUUAAUUUUUUUGUUUUCUUUUCCAUUGCCCACAAUACACUUUGCCUGGCCCUGCCUCACCCUCCACCCCAUCUCAAAUUUUGCAUUUAUAACCAUUAUUUCCAGUUUCCCUUGGGUAUUAUGGUCAUUCCAAGAGGAACUGAAGUUGCUUGUGCAAAAUUUUGGGGGCUAAUGAGUAUAUAUAUAUUAUGGGUAGUGGAAAGUGGUGAAUUAAAAAUUUUUCCAAUUUAAAAUUUCUUGCGCACACUGUUCUUCCAGGUCCUGAACAGCCUCGUGGCCCCCCCUCUGGAGACUCUGCAGACCGGGAUGCUUACAGACGUGGUCCCGCUGGGCCAGGAAUGGAACCUAAAGGAGGCGCGGGUUCAAACUUUAAUCCUGAAUUUGUAAGUUAGUUUUGUGUCUUUCAUAGUUCUAGUGUUUUAUUUUUGAACUUUGCUAUAGCUAAUUUCCCUGGUGUCAUUGAGUAUUAGCAGCACUCAGUGAUUUAAGCAUUAUUGAGACAUUGUAAUUGGACAGUAUGCGUAAGGCCUGAGAACUUACAAAGUGUGUGUCAUCAAUCCAGUCUAUGUGUUUUGACAACAACAACAACAACAACAGGAACUUUAUUCUUUGUACAAAAAUACAAAGUUUGGAUAGUUUGCCCUGCAAAUAGCUGGAAAGCUAGUGGUGGCAGGGCAAGACAAGUACAUGAAUAAUACAAUUAAAUAACAAAAUCAAAAGCCUUCAACUAUUAGAAACCCUUGCAGAUUGCAACUAAAAAUAAAUUAUACACAGAAGUUAAGUGGUCUAAUUAACAGAGCGCUUACUGAGGUACAAUGCAUUAGGUCAAAGAGUCACUGACUCAGUUGUUCUUGAGUUGGUUUUUGAUUUUUGUAUAUUAAUUGGCCAUUCCCAAGGAAAGCACAAGUGACCUCUUAAUAAGGUCACCACUCACUAAAAGAUUCUUUUUGAAACAUGUUACCGACAAGUUUGUUUGCCAGGACUUAUGUAACUGGCUGCUAAAUCAGUGAUUUUGUUACAAAUAGUUAUGGUGAGUCUGGGCAUUCACCUUGUGAAAAAUCAUGAGCCCCUAGUGUCCAUAACCAAUGAGUCCCAGUUGAAAAAAACAAGGAUUCAUGCUUGGGCCUUUGUGUAACCAGACAGUUAAAGGGGCUAUGUCACUCCUGACGCAUGCGCGAGCCAAUGAAAACAAAUUUGAAAAGCUGGCCCGACUUUUUCAAGUUCUGUGAGAGAUUUUGGAAGGCUGUUUUUAUCUGUCUAAAUCUCAGCCAACGUUUGAUAGUUAGCAAAGUUUUGUAUUAAGAAUCGUUCUAUGGUGAUUACAGAAGAAUUUUUUGGCAUUAUUUUGAAUGUUUGCCCGUAGAAUUUUUUUACGUGGAUUUAUAGUGUCCUCUUAUUGGCGGCCAUUGUAAUGGCAGAGAGUUAACGACAGCUACUCCACAAUAAGUGAUGGAAUCUUUGAUGGAAUCUUCCCUAUACUUCACAGAACCUUUCGGUUGAGUUAUUUUAGAGGCUGCUGACUCUUGGAUUUCUUUUGUGCUCAAAGUAUGUGGACAUAUAAUGAAGCGGCUAUCAAGUUGGCGGUGGCUGUUUUUUUUAAAUGAUUACAACAACAUGGCCGUGAGUUUCGUGACGAAACUAAACUUCUGGCGAAGGAAACUUAAUAAAAUUGGGCUAGAUUCCUUCUUGUAUUUAUCUUGAUUCACGGCAACGAUAAACACGACUGUUUGCUUGUCCAGAUUGUUCUCAACGGACUUAGAGAGGCACCAGUAUGAGUUAGAUCCUGUAAAUGCCAUGUUUUUUAACUGUUGGUGUUUGAGCAUAUCUUUGGAAAAUAGCAGAGUUUACUUUCCCUUUUUAUCCACGGACUGCUUACAGUGGAGUAGUAUACCAAUGAUGCUUGGUUCUGUUUUUGUAGACAUCGCAGUGAUUCGGCAUGAUCGAACAAUUUUGUGCGAGCAAUGUGUGUUUCCCUGAGAUCAAAACAAAGACUUGAUGUUUCUUGUUCUGUCAGCAUCUAAAUUAUAAAAUCAGUAGUGACAGAUAAGUCUAAUUGUUAAUGAUUUGAAACAGUCUUGGUCUUUAUCUCUGGUCUAGCGUCUUUUGUAGGUUGUUUAUAAAAUAAAACUUAUUUUGUUGACUAAGACAAUUAUGUUGUUGUUGACUCUUUGUUUGUGCUCUAUUUUUAUGAAUGGCAUGUGUUUUUACUUCAAAACUACAAGUAAAAUUGUCUUAACACUUUUAUUCUUGAUCUAGCAUAACCGGAGAAGAAAUGUUCCAUAAUUUCUAUCGAAAUAUCCCUUAUGCAAACCCAAUUCACUUUUUAACUUCUCUCUAAAAUUUGGAGCCUUGGAUGUGACAGAGAGCAUGGAGAAAGUCAGACACGCAUUAAAAACAAUAGAAUUUUGACAGUUGAAAGUAAUUUGCAUAAUGUCAGUGCGCAUGCUCUCCAGCUGACAUAGCCCCUUUAAUCUGGAGCCAGAUGCCAAAACUCUUUAUUACAGUUAACUGAAAUUAAAAUAUGGUCCUUCCACAUGUAUUUAAAGCACACAAACGACUAAAAUGAAAAUGCAUCUUUAAACAACAGCCACAGACAUCACACAAACAGGAUAUUCUACCACAAAAUCUUCAAAUCAAUCAAUUGUUCUCUGCGUCCUACAGGACGCAUGCCAUGAAUAUUAUUUUGCGUCUUUGGGCAUUUUUAUGCAUCAGGUAUGCAGGACACAGAGGUAACAAAAUCACUGUAAAUGGCACUCUGUUUAAUACAGAUGCAACCACGCCAUAGUUUUUUUCAGAGUGAUUUACAUACAUACGUCAUUGAAAGGUCUUUAACAAAAGCUUUUCUAGAGCCAGUGUAAACCCUUUUAUUCCUUUUUUGUGAUGUGGCUUACAAAUUGAAGUACAUUCCUUUUUCCUUUUUAUACUCACUCGAUUAUUUUCUUCUUUUUCACAGAGAGGUGGGUUUGGCCGUGGUCGUGGUGGAUUUGGGGCUCCACCCCCACAACAAUGAACAAAGCAUUGUCAAGCAUUGUUAA